UAAUGAAGAAGGGAUUGAUGAGGUCGCAGCCUACACAAUAUCUAUGUUUGCUAACGAGCGGGUAGUGCGCGCAGGUCUAAGUUCAAAGAGCAGUCAAGAUUAGCUGGGCCUUUGGGCUAAAAGUGUUGAAGCUCGAGGUCCAUGCUUGAGAUACCUCUACUUCAUCGUGUUGCGGUCCGAAAGCGCGAGGGUAAGGUCAUUCAGCGAGCGUCUCGGGAAGAUAGAUGCCCCUCUCUUCUACAGCAGCGCGUCGAGCAGAGCAAGAGACAGCAGGAGCAAGAAGCAGGAGCUUCAGUGGCAGUAACAAAAGUGUCAACGGCCAUAAUGAGAUGAAACAGUUCGCGAGUCGAGCAUUCGAAGAGGCUUGGACGUAUUCCUGGAAUACGGCGAUUAUCUUACGAGUGCCACACAGUUUUUGCUCUGCAGAUUCUACGCCACUGAAAACAAGUUCUACACCGCUCGAACGGUCCCGUACGAAGCAUACGCUUGGACGGAACAUGAUACCCGGUAGGACACGGAGUUCGAUGUAUCGCUCCCGACAACGCCUACUGUUACGGAAUAGGAGGUCGGCUUCAAGGGCUUCCUUCUCGUCUGUUCGAGCUGUUCUUAGUAAUGCACGGCUUUCAAAAACACAGAUGCAUGUGUCUCAAGAAGCUCGGUAUUACAAAAACCUCCUAAAUGGAGAAGCUGCUUGUGCGAAGCACCUCUAUCGCA
Stereum hirsutum FP-91666 SS1 is the source of this 714-nucleotide messenger RNA. RefSeq lists its product as uncharacterized. The record is from RefSeq and is a predicted model, not a curated record. The annotation marks the transcript as partial. NCBI's taxonomy places the organism in Eukaryota, Fungi, Basidiomycota, Agaricomycetes, Russulales, Stereaceae. The transcript is spliced from 5 exons.